CAAAGUUGAGACGCCAUGACAGGGUGUGAGAUCUCUGCAGAAAAACAAACUAUUGGAAGACUUUCAGCACUCAAAGGAAGGAGCAGUAACUUGGUGAGUCCUGCAUUAGGAAGACAACUUGGAUACAAAUGGCUGAGAAAACUGCUCUCGUUGAAAGUUUCCUGAGUUGCCAUGUGUGUUCAGAGACGUUCAGAGAUCCUGUGUCUCUGAGCUGCAACCACAGCUUCUGUUCAAGCUGCCUGCAAAGAUUCUGGGAACAAGCUGGAAACAGAAACUGUCCCACUUGUAAAAGAAAAUCCUCAAAGGACUGUACAGGAGUGAACUUUGCACUGAAGGAACUGGCUGAUGCCUUUGCUGGGAGACAGAAAGCUGAAUCAUCUGAGACAGAAAAAGGAGAGAAGAAGGUGGAGGUGAUGUGUAGUAAACACCAAGAAGAGCCUAAAUUGUUCUGUGAGGACGAGCAGAGAGCUGUGUGUCCUGUCUGUGAGUUUUCUCUGCACCAGAGUCACAAGCUGGUUCCUGUAGAACAAGCAGUCAGUGGCCUGAAGGACCAGCUGAAAUCUGACUUAAAGUCUCUGCAGGACAAGAGGGACACAUACAAACAAGUGGAGGAAACAUACAAUGAAGUGAUUCAACACUCAAAGAAGCAGCUGUUGUCUACAGAGAAGCAGAUCAGAGCAGAGUUCAACAAGCUCCACCAGUUCCUGAGGGAGGAAGAGGAGUCCAGACUGGCAGCUCUGAGGGAGGAAGGGGAGCAGAAGGAGAAGACUGUGAGCAGAGAGAUGAAGAAGAUCCAGCAGCAGAUCUGCUCUCUGUCAGACAGCAUCUGUGCUGUUGAAGAAGACCUGCAGAAACACAACAUGCCAUUCCUCAGCAGUUAUAAAGCCACUCAGACCAGAGCCAGAGUCCAGUGCUCCCUGUCAGAUCCACAGCUGCUCUCAGGAGCUCUGAUAGAUGUGGCCAAACACCUGGGCAACCUGUCCUUCACAGUCUGGGAGAAGAUGAAGGACAAGGUCCACUUCAGUCCUGUCAUUCUGGACCCAAACACUGCAAGCCCCUGGCUCUAUCUGUCUGAUGGUCUGACCAGUGUGAGACGUGGAGACACAAAGCAGCAGCUUCCUGAUAAUCCAGAGAGAUACACUUAUCACUCCAGUGUUCUGGGCUCUGAGGGCUUCAGCUCAGGGAAACACAGCUGGGAGGUGGAGGUGGGAGACCAUCCUGGCUGGACUGUGGGUUUGGCUAAAGAGUCAGUUGACAGGAAAGGGGAGGUGUAUGCUUUGCCGAAAUAUGGAAUCUGGUGUUUCUUGCAUCGCAGUGGAAAAUACAUUAAUGGUCUUGGUGAGACUGUCAGAGUGAAGAAGAGUCUCCAGAGGAUCAGAGUCCAGCUGGACUACGACAGGGGGAAGGUGUCCUUCUACGACCCCGAAGACAUGACUCACAUCUACACUCACAGAGACACUUUCACUGAGAAACUCUUCCCAUAUUUUAACAUUCGAGAAGUCAAUGAUGCUAAAACUGCUGACAUCAAAAUCUGUCAAACUGAUGUUUCUGUGUGAUGAUCAGGGAGGAUGGUGAGGCAUUUGGAUUUUUAUCAUGGUGUUGUCAGUUACAAACAACAUCAGCUAGUUCUUUAUAGGUGAGAAUCAUCCUGUAAUUUGAAAGUAAAUGAAGAAAACGUAGAGAUCCAUGUUAGAUCCAUGUUAGAUCCAGGUUAAUUUGGUGUGAAAUCGAUGAUAUUCAAAGAGAAAUCCGCUCGACUUCAACAUACAGUUUCCACGAGGCUUGAAGUUGUCCUAUAUAUGGUGGCUGCAGAGCCAAUAAUGCAGUUAUGAGUGUAAUCUAGUGUGAGUGUUUACAUUUUGACCUGAAGUGUGUAUCAAGCAAUGCUAGCUGCAGUUUUGAUUGACACUGUGGGUGUGAGAUGAUUAAAAUACAUCAUACAUCAAAUCAAAAAAUGUUGUUUUUUACAGGCACAACUUCUCAGCUCUUCCACGUGGAGCUCAGAUGAAAGAUGGAUCCUUCUGUUUGCAUGACACCAGACAUGUUUUUCAGCUGCCUGUUUAUUUUCACCUUUAGCGCCACUGUAUGAGCCCAUCCAUCUUGGACAUGUUGCUCUUCGUUUGUCCUUUCUGGGAUUUGAUCUCACACGUUUCCAGGGUUUUGCUCGGCGUACUUCUGUUCCUGCUCUUCUUCCUCGACCUUUUCUGCACUGAUCCAAACAAACGGCCCGAGAGAGAAAUGAGACUGAAGGAAGAAUCUGUUACGUAAUUCUCGAUAACUUCAUCUCAAUGAAUGUGGGGAGCAAAAACACGACAACAUGUGAUGCAAGUUGAGCGACAGCAUUUUGAUUCAGUGACAGUGACUCCUGAGGAGAGGUGUCGGAGAGUAGAUUAAUGGCGGGAGCAGCUUGUGUCUCAGAGUUGGCAGCAGAUCGACACUUGAAGUUGCUGUGUGACAGACAAGCUUACACUGUUGUGCAGCAUCCUGGUCAAUUGUUGGCGUUCAGAAGAGACUUUCACUCUGAACAGACUCACAAAACAGACUACUUUCACUGCGGUCAGUGUAUUUACAGUUCCAAAUGAC
Chelmon rostratus (copperband butterflyfish) is the source of this 2583-nucleotide messenger RNA. Its product is annotated as nuclear factor 7, brain-like. The record is from RefSeq and is a predicted model, not a curated record. Gene Ontology annotation, molecular function: protein binding; zinc ion binding. The transcript has a single exon. Lineage: Eukaryota; Metazoa; Chordata; Actinopteri; Chaetodontiformes; Chaetodontidae. The coding region runs from base 129 to 1556 and encodes 475 amino acids.